Molecule: messenger RNA, 1226 nt
Organism: Rhagoletis pomonella (apple maggot)
Lineage: Eukaryota; Metazoa; Arthropoda; Insecta; Diptera; Tephritidae
Exons: 3
Coding region: 783-1226 (147 amino acids)
Source: RefSeq, a predicted model, not a curated record
AAAUACAAUAAAUUAAACAAAAAACUCGAUGACCUCAAUAGAAAGCAAAACAUCACAAAGAACAUACAACACAGCGAAAUGCCUUUCCAUUCCAGAUUCGUAAAUUUGACUGAGGUUCCCAUUAGCAAACAAGAGACAGAAAUAUUGGAAAAAGGUCUGAAACAAAACAUAGAAAAUUCUGAUAAAAAUAAAGACGUAGAGCACACUAUUGUAGGCGCGGAAAUGGCCAUAUCAUUACUACCAAGCGAGGAUCAAGAUCAUGCAAGACACAUAUGUAGACGUAUAAUUGAGAAAAGCAUAAAAUCCAUGGAGAAAAAACUAAGCGACGAAAAUAAAACUGCCAAAGGGCUAAAGAAAAAACUCAACACGAAUAAAGUAAUCACAACAAAAGCAGACAAAGGGAACACAACGGUAAUAAUGUACGAAAAAGAAUAUAAAAAAAGACAGAGCAACUAAUCAAAGAGACAAAUUGUCGGAUGAUGAGAAAGGACCCAACCGAUGACUACCAAGGGGCAGUAAUAGCGGAGACAGACAGGCUGAGUUAAGUUGAAUUAAGUGGCACAAAUGCAGAUACGAUUUUUACCCCUGACAGACAGCACCAUUGUGCAUAACAAAUUUUCUUCUUCUACCUGCGCAUUUAGUUAUCAGCUGAUUUGACAAAAACUUUGAGCUCAAAAUGGAAAGGAGAGAAAAAAUACGAUUAGCAGCUAUUUUGUUUGCAAAAAACAAUUACUUAUUUAAAAAAAAAACUUAACAUUCUUCUCUUAAAAUUAUUCAACAAUAUGAAAAUAAUUAAUUCAUUGGCAAGCAUAGACCUUGCCACGAUGUUUGAAGCUGGGAUUGUUACACUUCCUGAUAUAAGAGAAAGGCAGCUGUGGAAAUUGGAUCGCAGCGGCACAUUUUGGGAGCGUGAUGUUCCUUUAAUGGACGAAAAUCGUUUCAAAGAAAAUUUUCGACUCAAUAGAAAUGCUUUUCGGAGAAUUUGUGAAAAAGUUCGAGGCAUCGAAAAGGCGAACACUCAUAUGAGUCAUCUGAACUUCCCGCUUGUAAAUCAGACGGGUUUAAAGAACAAAAAGAGUAAAUUGAGGGCUAUAGGUAAAGAAUAUCACGCGGAUGAAAGGUGUCCAUCCCAUACAAGACGCGCUCUAAAACUAGAAACGCUGCUAUGCAUGCAGCGAAUGUGCCAAACCCUAAAGCGCCAUGCGCAAACGACUCAGCGUUUAUAG